Messenger RNA from Corythoichthys intestinalis (scribbled pipefish), 1498 nucleotides. It is a transcript of the gene arl3l1, whose product is annotated as ADP ribosylation factor like GTPase 3, like 1. The transcript has 7 exons. The record is from RefSeq and is a predicted model, not a curated record. Gene Ontology annotation, molecular function: GTP binding; GTPase activity. Gene Ontology annotation, cellular component: microtubule cytoskeleton; cytoplasm. The coding region runs from base 465 to 1028 and encodes 187 amino acids. NCBI's taxonomy places the organism in Eukaryota, Metazoa, Chordata, Actinopteri, Syngnathiformes, Syngnathidae. Gene Ontology annotation, biological process: cilium assembly.
UUCAUUGAUAUAAUCCUUUUGAGAUUUAAAAGUAUUGGGCUUCAUGCAUACUGACAAGCCUCAUCUUUGCUUUUCUGCAUUAGCAGCAUUCUGCCCUCUGCCAUAUGGCAGACUGUCCCAACUGUGUGAUAAUGUGUGUGAGACUGUGAGUGUUUACUGGGUUCCUCUUAUAGCAGGUGGCUAAGGAGAUAAUCCAGGUAAAGCCACUGCGACGUGGAGAUUGAGGGAUGGACUGAGGAAGGGGGUGAGCAAAUGGAUGGAGUGAGUAGCCUUUGUAUGGACACCUAGGGCUAAUUCUGGCCUCCUAAUCCGACUCCCGUUCGCCCUCCCCCUCUUCCUGUUUGCCAUCUCCACACUGAUGGUUUGAAGCCAUCGAUUGCCAGCUAACCUGUAACGCUCAGGAGUGAGCCUCAUUGGAGAAUGUAGCAUCGGCCUUCAAGACAAGCUAAAGUAUAGACGCUACCAUGGGAGAAGCUCAGAAGGGCUUACUCUCCGUCAUUGAGAAAUUGAAGGGAACUAGCGAGCAGGAAGUUCGAAUAGUUCUUCUGGGCCUGGAUAAUGCAGGUAAAACCACCCUGCUCAAGAGCCUUGCCUCUGAGGAUGUUAACACCAUCACACCUACACAGGGCUUUAACAUAAAGAGUGUUGCUUCUCAUGGUAUGAAACUUAACGUGUGGGAUAUUGGAGGGCAAAGGAAGAUCAGAUCUUUCUGGAAAAAGUACCUGGAAAACACAGAUCUUUUGAUUUAUGUUAUUGACAGUGCGGACAAAAAGCGAUUUGAAGAAACCGGCCUGGAGUUGUCGGAGCUGAUAGACGAGGAGAAUCUGAAGGGCGUUCCGGUGCUCAUCUUUGCUAAUAAGCAAGAUCUGGCCACAGCUUCACCGGCCAGUGAGAUUGCUGAAGGGCUAAACCUUCAUACGUACAGGGACCGUGAGUGGCAGAUUCAGGCCUGCUCAGCUGUGUCUGGGGAAGGAGUUCAGGAUGGUAUGAACUGGAUUUGCAACAACAUCAUGAAUAAGAAAAAGUGACCCAGUCUCCCAAACAUUAUGGAACAGACAACUUACAUCGUUAUCUUAUGUCAUACCACACAAAAACACACAAAACAGAUGUGAAUGAUUUUCUUUUUACAGUUUAUGUCAAAAUAGUAACAUUUAGGCUACAGUAAGUAAACUAGGUACUUGCUGUGUUGACUGUAUCAUUGCUUUAUGUUUCUAUCCCUCCAUCCCAAAGAUCCUCGUCUGUUCAUAUUACGAAACUAUACAAGCUUUACAUUUUUAGAACUUGUCAUCUCUACCAUUCAAAGUGUAGUUUUGUGUGAGUGUAAUGUGUAUUAUGGAGAUUUUUGACAAUAAAAUUUUCAGUCAUCUUCUUCUGCUUUUCUGCUUUUUUUUUUAAUGUAGGGAGGAAGCAGCAGUACCUGCAGAAAACAAAUGUGCUCAAUGCAAAUUCCACAUGGGAUACUCCCAGAAGCCGAUGUGCUAACCACCUUGCAUCUUUU